Diuraphis noxia (Russian wheat aphid) is the source of this 3891-nucleotide messenger RNA. Its product is annotated as Lysine demethylase 4A. Gene Ontology annotation, cellular component: nucleus; chromatin. NCBI's taxonomy places the organism in Eukaryota, Metazoa, Arthropoda, Insecta, Hemiptera, Aphididae. Gene Ontology annotation, molecular function: histone H3K36 demethylase activity; histone H3K9 demethylase activity. Gene Ontology annotation, biological process: regulation of gene expression; chromatin remodeling. The record is from RefSeq and is a predicted model, not a curated record.
CGGACAGCGAACGUUUCGCACCGGCACGAAUACGUCGGCUGUGGUCUACGAGAUUUCCAGUGUUUUGGUAAUGGCGUUCGGCGACAACAACUUACAAUAUUAACGUUGCUCGUUAGUGAAUUUGUGAUGCAUAAUUCUGUUUAAGUAUUAAACUUUAAUCUAUCUAGUAUUAACACUUAAUACAUAUUAUGUGUCCUGUUAUCGUUUUGUCGUAAUCUGUUAGAAAUUUGGAAGUUCGGUGUUAAAUUCGGAAUCAUAGCAUGUAAUUACUACAACGGUCAACGGUCUUUAUCAUGCAAACAUCGAAGACUCCGUUGUCAUUGUCACUAUAGUCUGUUUACCGUUUGCCGAUGCUAAAAGUUAUUGUUGUAACUUCGAUAGAUCCACUAAAAUUUCCAUCGUGUCAAGUCUGAAGUAUUAUGGCCAUCUAUUGUUGAUUGAUACGUUCGUUUACUACCAAGUUACCAAACGAUCGAUAUCACCAGCAAGUAUUGAGUUUGACCGAUGAGUCCGUCGGUGAUACCGUCGGACGGAUUGAAAAACAAUUGAUUAAAAAUGCUGUACGACGCUUAAGUUAAGGAACAACACUUAACGUACUAAUUUCUACAUUGAUACUAUAACUCUUUCAAAUAAUAAGAUGUCUUCUAAUAAAAAUACACCUAGAAUUAUGGUAUUCAGACCCACAUGGAAAGAAUUUCAAAAUUUUAGUAGCUAUAUUGAGUUAAUGGAGUCACAAGGCGCUCAUAAGGCUGGUGUAGCAAAAGUUAUUCCACCACCUGAAUGGAUACCAAGAAAAAAGAGUUAUUAUGAAGACGAUAUUAUGAAUUUGAAAAUUCCAGCUCCAAUAUGUCAAGUUGUUCAAGGCAAACAAGGGCUUUAUCAACAACUUAAUAUACAAAAGAAACCUAUGACAGUAGGAGAUUACAAAUCAAUAGCAGAGUCUGAUGAGUAUAAAACACCUAACCAUUUUGAUUAUGGGGAUCUAGAAAGAAAAUAUUGGAAAAAUAUAAUUUACAAAUCCCCAAUGUAUGGUGCAGAUGUAUCUGGAUCUAUUACUGAUAAAGAUGUUACUGUUUGGAAUAUUAACAAACUGGGCACUAUAUUAGAUUAUGUAAAUGAAGAUUAUGGUAUUAGAAUUGAAGGUGUAAAUACAGCUUAUCUAUAUUUUGGUAUGUGGAAAUCCUCAUUUGCAUGGCAUACUGAAGACAUGGAUUUAUAUAGUAUAAACUAUAUACACGAAGGGUAUCCGAAGACAUGGUAUGCCAUACCUCCAGAACAUGGUCGACGCCUAGAAAGAUUAGCUAAUGGCUUUUUUCCAACAGAUGCUUCAACUUGCCCUGCUUUUCUUAGACAUAAAAUGACUGUUAUAUCUCCUCAUAUGUUAAAACAAUAUUCCAUACCGUUUAAUAAAAUAACACAAGAGCGAGGUGAAUUUAUGAUAACUUUUCCCUUUGGUUAUCAUGCUGGUUUUAACCAUKGCUUUAAUAUGGCUGAAUCAACAAAUUUUGCAUCGCCACGUUGGGUGGAGUAUGGGAAAAGAGCUUCACAGUGUCAUUGCCGUCAGGAUUCAGUGAAGAUCAGUAUGGAUACAUUUGUCAAACGUAUACAACCUGAAAAGUAUGAGUUAUGGCUUCAAGGAAAUGAUAUUGGUACCCAUCCAGAAGAUCCAUCUCGUACAUUAGCUGCACCGUUACCUAGUAAAUGUGACAUAUUAUGUAACAAGAACAAUACAGGUAUUCCAAAACUUUAUAUUGAAGCUGGUAGAAAACGACAUCCUGUAACACAUAAACUUUCAGAUUCUGAAUCGUCUAAUAACACAACACUUGACAAUAAAAGUUUAGAUGUACCUUCAUCAACAAGUCUACAAGAAUUAGAUGAAAAGGAAUAUGAAGAAGAACAACUCAAUGAUGAACAGAGAGAAGUAAUGGAAGAUAUAUGGCUAAAAGCUGAUGAAAUGGAUGUCACUGAAGUAUCAUAUAAUAAUGGAAGAUCAAGGCUUUUGAAUAAAAAUCAGUCAAUCUUGGAAGAUAUAGAAUUUACAAGUGAUAGUGAUUAUUGCGAUAGUUCAGAAAAAAGAAAUGUCAAGAAAAGAAAGUCUAAGAAACGAGAAUCAAAAAAGAAUCCAAAAUCUAAGAAAAAGAAAAAUUCUAAAUCUACUGAGAAAAAAAUUAUUCCUACUGAUGAAACUAUAAACCAGACGAGUUCAAAAGUCAUUAGCUUCAAYGAAAGUGAUAAUAGUGUUAAAAAAAUAAUAACCAUAUUACCGUUAAAAGCUGGGAAUAUUGGUUCUAUGAAUAUUAAUAGUAUUACUGAAGAGACCCAAGUGAAUAAAAAUCUCAAUAAAAGUAUUAAUGAUUCAACAGUUUUCAACAAUACUUCAAACAAUGAUUGUUUAUUAUCUAAAAAAUGUGACAGUGUUAAUAAAAAGGCUCAUUCAAAUGUAGUUAUAAUAAAACCAUUACCACCAACUAACUUGGAGAAGCCUCCUAAUUCAUCUCUUACCAGUUCAAGUACCCAUGUCAAUAAAAAAUAUACGCCAGAUGAUAUGACUCAAACUCUAAUAAAUAUUAGAGCUUCCUUGAAUAAUUCAACUCUUGAAUCAAUACAAAAAACUCAUGCAGAAGAAUAUGUAAUUGACGGUAUACCAAAUAAUAUAUGUGAUAUGGUUAAAAAUUGUUGCUCAUUUGAGACUGAGCAACUAUAUAAUGUAUUUAGAAGUAUAGAUGAUCCAUAUUGUUCAUUGUGUAUGAUGUUCAAUCGCCAUCAUAAGUUAACUUUCAACUUGGAUUGGAAAGCAAGAGCAACUUCUUUCAUGCAUCCAAAGUUACCCGACUUACAGAAACCUAGCAAAGUGUUAUUUAAAAAUGCACUUUCUGGGGGUGACAGAGGUUUUAAGGCAGAUCUUAUAAGAUGUGAAAAAUGCUAUUUGACAGUUCACAAAGUGUGUUAUGGCAUCAAUGUAGACACAAGUAGACAUUGGUUGUGUGAUCGUUGCAUGAAAAAUAAGAUGCUUGCUACUUGUGUGUACUGUCCAUUAAAAGGAGGAGCUUUAAAAGAAUUUAAAUUCAAUGUAUGGUCUCAUGCUGAAUGUAAUCUUCUUGUGCAUGGCAGUAGUCCAUUGACUUACAACACAUUUUCAACAGACUUUUCAACCAACAAGAAGUGUGUUAUAUGCAAUUUAACUUGUGGUAAUUGUUUUCGUUGCUCUGAAGGCAAUUGUGAUGCUUGGUUCCAUAUUUCUUGUGGAAUAUUUGCUGGAUUCGAUUUUCAAAUUAACCGAAUGAACAAGCAUAUUUUAAUCUUUUGCAUAAAUCAUUGUCAUGUUAUGGAUAAACAACCGGUUGUUCGUAUAAACCAAAAAGUAUGGGUCAGGCACUUGGAACAUAGAAGAAUCAUUGAAUGUAAAAUUGUAAACAUUAGUAAAGGUCCUAUCUGCGUUAUAAAAUUCAGYGAUGGUUCAAUAUCAGACAAUAUUGCAAUAAAUGAAAUUAAGAACUAUACAGUCGAUGAUCUUCCGGCUAUUAAGGAAGAAGUACUUUUAGAAUCUGGUGAAAAAGGUUUGUUCCUGGGGUUAAUUUAUAAGACUAUUUAUUCAGUUAUAUAUAAUGAUGGCACAUCUGGUUAUCUGCAUCCUGAGGAUAUAUACAGUSAAGAUCAUCAAGGAAUGGCCCGUUUGAAAGUGCAUGCCAAGCGUGGGUUAACUAAAUAUCUAAAAGAAAAAAAACUAACAUGGUUACAGAAAUUUAAUAAAUUAUCCAGCAUUUUAGAAAUUGUAAGCAAUUUAUAAUUAAUAUUUUUAUCAUUGACAUUAAUUUUUCUGGUUAAGUUCUUUAAAUGUAUAUAUUAUAUAUAUAUAUUAAAUUAUAUAAUGAUAGUAAUGUUCCUGCAGUU